AAAUACGUCAACAUGGAGAAGCGCUUCCUGCGCAGCUACAUGGACCUGCUGGUCCAGACGUGCCACCGUCGAGGGGCACUGGCCACAGGAGGCAUGGCUGCUCUCCUGCUGCCCCCCAGCCUCAACCCAGACUCCUACAGGAGAGUGCUGGCUUCUGUCAAAAGGCUGAAGAUGUUGGAGAUCAAGGCAGGUGUGGAUGGUUUCAUGGUGUAUGACCUGAACCUGAUUAAACCAAUGCAGGAGGGAGGAGUCACCCUUUAUGGUUUGAAGUACAACAUAGCAGUGGGUGUCCUCUUCAUUAAUGCCUGGCUAUCAGGUAAGGGCCACUUUUUCUACAGAGGCCAGGUAGAAGAUUCAGCCACUGCAGAGAUUUCCAGAUCCCAGGUGUGGCAGUGGAUCCGUCAUCAGACUGGGCUGGAGGACGACAGCAGGGUGGUGAGCAGGCAGCUGGUGACAGAGCUGACCCAGGAGAUAAUGGCUGAGCUUCGUCCUUUCUGUCACUCUGUUGGGUCCAAACGGAGGUUGUACACGGCAGCGGACAUGUUCCUGGAGGUUGUCCUAAAGAGACACUUCCCAGAGUUCAUUACCUCCUACUUAAACCAGGACCACACAUUCCUCAGCUCCCAGAACUCAGCAGAGGACACGAGCCUGGACCCAGGCAAACUGUCCAAACUGUGAGCCUGGAGGACAGCGUCUCCUGAUGGAUGAUCAGACAAAGAAAUUCACUCUACAGUGUAAACACAGAUUGUUAUGAACAUUGUUUGGUAACAAAUAAA
Nematolebias whitei (Rio pearlfish) is the source of this 776-nucleotide messenger RNA. It is a transcript of the gene ugl, whose product is annotated as malate synthase-like. NCBI's taxonomy places the organism in Eukaryota, Metazoa, Chordata, Actinopteri, Cyprinodontiformes, Rivulidae. The record is from RefSeq and is a predicted model, not a curated record. Gene Ontology annotation, molecular function: malate synthase activity. Gene Ontology annotation, biological process: glyoxylate cycle. Gene Ontology annotation, cellular component: cytoplasm.